AGAGAGUCAGACAGAUUGAGCACAGAGGGGUGUGUCAUAUAGCACUUGAGUUCCUCAAGGAAGUGAGUGCAAGGCAGCAGUAUCUGGAGACUGCUCCGUGACCCGCCAGCGGCUCAGCAGGAGGGUUCUUUUGGGGGUUUGGACCAGGACCUGCGAGAUGAUGGGGGACCACUAAAAAGACCAGCGGCCCGCUCUGACAACACACUCUGCCGCACAAACACACACACACGCACAGAGAGAGACCCAGAAGCCAACAGGAGGGAGGGGGCCACAGGACAAACACACAAGCUCUCACACACACCCAGGUAACCAUGGAGUCGUUCAGCUCAAAGGAGAUGGCCUUGAAGGCCCAGAAGAAGAUUCUGAGCAGCAUGGCCACCAAGUCCUCGGUCCAGAUGUUCAUUGACGACACCACCAGCGAGAUCCUGGACGAGCUGUACCGCGUCUCCAAGGAGUACACUGGGAACCGCGCCGAGGCCCAGAAGGUCACCAAGAACCUGGUGAAGAUCGCCGUCAAGAUCGGCGUGCUGUUCCGGCACUCCUGCUUCAACAAGCAGGAGAUGGAGCUGGCGCAGGAGUUCAAGAGGAAACUCCGCCAGGGGGCCAUGACGGCCAUCAGCUUCCACGAGGUGGAGUUCACCUUCGACAAGGCCGUGAUGGCUGAGAUCCUGACCGGCUGUAGGGACCUGCUGCUGAAGCUGGUGAACACGCACCUGACCCCCAAGUCCCACGGGCGCAUCAACCACGUGUUCAACCAUUACGCCGACCCCGAGCUCCUCACCAAGCUCUACGAUCCCACGGGGCCCUUCCAGGGCCACCUCACCAAGAUCUGUGCAGGACUCAACAAAAUGGUGGAGGAGGAGACUAUAUGAGGCCGACUCCUCCAGCCCAAGUGACAGGAGUCCCACCAGCCCCCUAUGGGAGACGUAGACGCUCGUAGCCGGCGACUGGACGCAAAUAUCCACUUCUGUGAUGCAAGGAACUGGCAAUAAAAACAGUAGGCUGUGCGAGAAAAGUGGACUCCUGUUCAACGAUGCUGCCCUGUCAAUCUGAAAUCUGAGAACAAGCAAGAAAGAAAAAUAGAGAAAGAAAGAAGUCGGAAUGACUUCUGUAGUUGCUCAAAGGUCAAGCAUAUUUACAAAGUUUGCCUUGUGUAUAUUUUGUUCAUUGAAAUGCAGUCACACAUUUAUGCUGGUUUUCAGUAUAUGGCCUCUUUCGUAAAUAUUGGAAUUACCGUCCAAUAAUAUAUUUAAUAUCGUUUAAUGUUACUACUGACGUUAAGUAUUAAUGGUUAUUCAGUUUGAUAGUGAUACGACACUGCCAUCUUGUGGUCAAUGUGGUGAGUCAUCCACAUCUUCGCUCAUAAUCUAGAUGGGUUGCCAGAGAAUAAACGUGAAGAAAAAUCCCCCAACUGAUUGCUUUGUUGUCCCACAAGAGCAUAAAUACAAACUUGAAUCCA
Messenger RNA from Gadus chalcogrammus (walleye pollock), 1459 nucleotides. RefSeq names its product tumor necrosis factor, alpha-induced protein 8-like 2b (gene tnfaip8l2b). The record is from RefSeq and is a predicted model, not a curated record. NCBI's taxonomy places the organism in Eukaryota, Metazoa, Chordata, Actinopteri, Gadiformes, Gadidae. Gene Ontology annotation, cellular component: cytoplasm. The coding region runs from base 312 to 872 and encodes 186 amino acids. The transcript is spliced from 3 exons. Gene Ontology annotation, biological process: regulation of apoptotic process.